Molecule: messenger RNA, 717 nt
Organism: Linum trigynum
Lineage: Eukaryota; Viridiplantae; Streptophyta; Magnoliopsida; Malpighiales; Linaceae
Source: the annotation of a GenBank genome assembly
AUGCUCCGCGACGCUUACUAUGGGAAUUGGAAUACGAAUGCGGCGGCUCUUCUCCAGGAGCAGCGGAUUCCACCGGUUGUUCCUCCGCUUGAGCAGCAGCAAGAUACUAUUUCAAUCGACGAUGACGAAAUCUUGAGGCCCGAAUCCGAUUCCGACGAAUCCCCCGGGGCGCCUCUCCAUUGCGGCGGGCGGAUCGAGGCGUUCGCUCGCAGCGGGUUCUCUCCGCUGGCAGACGACACCGUCCACCACUCCACCAUCAAGAAGUGCUUCCUCGACGGUCUAGGGCAGGCACGCGCCGCCGGAGUCAGGGUCACGGCGGUUCACAGGAACUCCCUCUCCGUGCCGAAUGCCAAGGCGCGCUUCUUCUCGUUCCGGGUCCACGAGAAGGCGGUGGCGGAGAGGCGUGGCGGCGGCGGCGGCGGUCACUCGAACGCUCGGUACGCUUGGUACGGCGGCUCCAGGGACGAGAUUCGCCAGAUUUUGAACUUCGGCUUCAGUCGGUGCAGCGGCGGUGGCGGCCUAACGCACGGUGUCGGCGUCCAUCUUUCCGCAAUUUCAUUUCCCACGGGCUGCUUGGAAUCCGCGACCGCUGACCGGGAUGGGACGAAGCACUUGCUUCUCUGCCGCGUUUUGCUAGGGAAAGUGGAGGCGGUGCCUGCUGGCUCCAGCCAAUCAGCUCCCAGCUCCGUUGAAUACGACACUGGUGUUGACAUUUGA